AGAGGGCCGGGUAAUGACAGAAGGAAGUGACGCUCUCCGAGCUCGGGGCGGAAGUUUCCCGCCCCAACCGUCAGAGUUGGGUUUGACCACAGCAAGUGAGGUUCCUACCCCGGCGCCACUUGUCCGCGGCUCCUCCUCCUGUCGCUCCUGUCAGCGAGAUUCCUGGGACUCAGAUGGACCACACAUCCCCGACCUACAUGCUUGCUAACUUAACCCACUUACAUUCUGAACAACUUCUGCAGGGCUUGAAUCUUCUUCGUCAGCAUCACGAACUCUGUGACAUCAUUCUUCGAGUAGGUGAUGUUAAAAUUCAUGCUCACAAAGUGGUGCUUGCCAGCAUCAGUCCAUAUUUCAAAGCUAUGUUCACUGGAAACCUUUCCGAAAAAGAGAAUAGUGAAGUGGAGUUCCAGUGCAUUGAUGAAACUGCUCUGCAGGCCAUUGUGGAGUAUGCCUAUACGGGGACUGUUUUUAUUUCUCAGGAUACAGUUGAAUCUCUCCUUCCAGCAGCAAAUCUACUCCAGAUAAAACUUGUUCUGAAAGAAUGUUGUGCGUUUCUUGAAAGCCAGCUUGAUCCUGGUAAUUGUAUUGGAAUUUCUCGUUUUGCAGAAACAUAUGGCUGUCAUGACCUUUAUUUGGCAGCCACUAAGUACAUAUGCCAGAAUUUUGAAGCUGUUUGCCAGACUGAAGAGUUUUUUGAACUUACACAUGCUGAUUUGGAUGAAAUUGUCUCCAACGACUGCUUGAAUGUAGCUACCGAAGAGACUGUUUUUUAUGCAUUGGAGUCUUGGAUCAAGUAUGAUGUACAAGAGCGCCAGAAAUACUUAGCACAGCUACUGAACAGCGUACGAUUACCUUUACUGAGUGUUAAGUUUCUCACUAGACUCUAUGAAGCAAAUCAUCUGAUUCGUGAUGACCGCACUUGUAAGCAUCUUUUGAAUGAAGCCCUAAAGUACCAUUUUAUGCCGGAACAUAGACUGUCUCAUCAGACAGUCUUGAUGGCGCGACCUCGCUGUGCUCCCAAAGUGCUUUGUGCAGUAGGUGGAAAAUCCGGACUUUUUGCCUGUUUGGAUAGUGUGGAGAUGUACUUUCCUCAGAAUGACUCUUGGAUUGGCUUGGCACCACUAAACAUCCCUCGCUAUGAAUUUGGAAUAUGUGUUUUAGACCAAAAAGUAUAUGUUAUAGGUGGUAUUGAAACUAAUGUGCGUCCUGGAUUCACUAUCAGAAAGCAUGAAAAUUCAGUAGAAUGCUGGAAUCCUGAUACAAAUACCUGGACUUCUCUAGAGAGAAUGAAUGAAAGCAGAAGUACCCUUGGAGUCGCAGUACUUGCAGGAGAACUGUAUGCGUUAGGUGGUUAUGAUGGACAGUCUUAUUUACAAUCUGUAGAGAAGUAUAUCCCCAAAAUAAGACAGUGGCAACCUGUGGCACCAAUGACUACAACAAGAAGUUGCUUUGCUGCAGCUGUCUUAGAUGGAAUGAUAUAUGCCAUUGGUGGGUAUGGUCCUGCACACAUGAACAGUGUGGAGCGUUACGAUCCGAGUAAGGACUGCUGGGAGAUGGUUGCAUCCAUGGCAGAUAAAAGGAUUCACUUUGGUGUGGGUGUCAUGCUAGGCUUUAUUUUUGUAGUAGGUGGACAUAAUGGUGUCUCACAUUUGUCAAGCAUUGAACGAUAUGACCCUCACCAAAAUCAGUGGACUGUGUGCAGACCAAUGCAAGAACCCAGAACAGGAGUGGGUGCUGCAGUAAUUGAUAACUACCUUUAUGUCGUCGGAGGUCACUCAGGAUCUUCCUAUCUGAAUACAGUGCAGAAGUAUGACCCUGUCUCAGACACAUGGCUGGAUUCGGCUGGCAUGAUAUACUGUCGCUGCAACUUUGGAUUAACUGCACUUUGACACGUGUGACUACUCAGAAAUCAUGUGAAGGUGAAACUUGCGCCGCAUGAAAGGAUGCCCAGCUUUCUGAAACCCAAAAGCUGCAUCGCUGUCUUUUUAACUUGAAGUGGCAUGAAGACUCAAAAGCUCUUUUGGGUACUUUCAAUUCACAAGUAGUUACGGUUGCUCUUGAUUACAUAGUAAAACAAUAAUCAAAAAGGAAAA
Messenger RNA from Ochotona princeps (American pika), 2093 nucleotides. It is a transcript of the gene KLHL28, whose product is annotated as kelch like family member 28. The transcript is spliced from 5 exons. NCBI's taxonomy places the organism in Eukaryota, Metazoa, Chordata, Mammalia, Lagomorpha, Ochotonidae. The record is from RefSeq and is a predicted model, not a curated record. The coding region runs from base 174 to 1889 and encodes 571 amino acids. Gene Ontology annotation, molecular function: protein binding.